AUGGCCAGCCCCGUCACUCAUCUUGCUCCGGCUGAUGUCGACAGCUACGACUAUGUCAUUGUCGGCGGUGGUACUGCCGGCUGUGUGAUUGCCAGCAGGCUGGCGGAGUAUCUUCCGCGGAAGAAGAUCCUGCUCAUCGAAGCCGGCCCCAGCGAUUACAUGGACGACCGUGUUUUGAAGCUGAAGGAUUGGCUGGGCUUGCUGGGUGGUGAAUUCGACUAUGACUACGGCACCACCGAACAGCCCAUGGGGAACAGCCACAUUCGCCAUUCUCGUGCAAAGGUGCUGGGAGGCUGCUCGAGCCACAACACCCUCAUUUCCUUCCGUCCGUUUGAAUAUGACUGCAAAGUGUGGGAAAGCAAAGGGUGCAAGGGCUGGAACUUCGACACAUUCACUCGUGUGAUCGAUAAUCUCCGCAACACCGUGCAGCCUAUCCACUCCAGACACCGCAACCAGCUUUGCAAGGAUUGGGUGCAAGCCUGCUCGACCUCUCUCAAUGUCCCAAUCGUCCCCGACUUUAACAAGGUCAUUCGCUCUGAGGGCAAGAUGACUAGCGGUGCCGGCUUUUUCUCGGUGUCUUAUAACCCGGAUGACGGCCGCCGCAGUAGCGCAAGUGUUGCUUACAUCCACCCCAUCUUCAGCGGAGCGGAAAAGAAGCCCAACCUCACCGUCCUGACUCAUGCUUGGGUGUCAAAGGUUAAUGUUAGCGGAGACACCGUCACCGGAGUUAACGUUACCCUCCAGUCAGGGACCAAACUCACCCUCCGUGCCAAGCGGGAGACCAUCAUAUGCGCCGGCGCAGUCGACACUCCCCGUCUCCUCCUGCUCUCCGGCAUUGGACCGCGCGAACAGCUCUCCUCUCUCUCUAUCCCCGUUGUCAAAGACGUACCUGGCGUGGGAGAGAACCUAGUCGACCACCCCGAAAGCAUUAUUAUGUGGGAGCUUAACCAGCCCGUCCCACCAAACCAAACCACCAUGGACUCCGAUGCAGGUGUCUUCCUCCGCCGCGAGCCCAUUAACGCAGCCGGAUUUGAUGGUGAUUGCGCCGACAUCAUGAUGCACUGCUAUCAGAUUCCAUUCGGCAUUCACACCGGCCGUCUAGGCUACGACGUUCCCGUCAACGCCUUCUGCGUCACUCCCAAUAUCCCCCGUCCUCGCUCCAGAGGCAGACUCUACCUCACCUCUGCCGAUCCAACCGUCAAACCAGCCCUGGACUUCCGCUACUUCACUGACCCCGAGGGAUACGAUGCUGCUACCAUCGUAGCGGGUCUUAAAGCAGCCCGUAAGAUAGCCGAGCAGGAACCUUUCAAAAGCUGGAUCAAGCGUGAAGUCGCUCCUGGCCCAGCCACCACUACAGACGAGGAAUUGAGCGCCUACGGCCGAGCAGUCCAUCACACCGUCUACCAUCCUGCCGGAACCACUAAGAUGGGUGACAUCCAGAACGACCCCAUGGCCGUCGUCGACCCAACCCUCAAGAUCCGAGGACUCAAGAAUGUCAGAAUUGCGGACGCCGGCGUCUUCCCUGACAUGCCUAGCAUCAACCCCAUGCUUACUGUUUUGGGUGUUGGCGAGCGUGCAGCUGAGCUGAUCGCUGAAGAAGCAGGAUGGCGCCCAUCUUCUUCUCGUCUAUAA
Molecule: messenger RNA, 1632 nt
Organism: Nannizzia gypsea CBS 118893
Lineage: Eukaryota; Fungi; Ascomycota; Eurotiomycetes; Onygenales; Arthrodermataceae
Product: choline dehydrogenase
Exons: 2
Coding region: 1-1632 (543 amino acids)
Molecular function (GO): oxidoreductase activity, acting on CH-OH group of donors; flavin adenine dinucleotide binding
Source: RefSeq, a predicted model, not a curated record